This is a messenger RNA of Diuraphis noxia (Russian wheat aphid), 826 nucleotides long. It is a transcript of the gene wupA, whose product is annotated as troponin wings up A. Gene Ontology annotation, biological process: muscle contraction. Gene Ontology annotation, cellular component: troponin complex. The record is from RefSeq and is a predicted model, not a curated record. NCBI's taxonomy places the organism in Eukaryota, Metazoa, Arthropoda, Insecta, Hemiptera, Aphididae.
UUCGCUUGUCCUCCGCAGGCUAAGAAGGCGAAACAGGCGGAAAUCGACCGCAAGAGGGCCGAAGUGCGCAAGCGCAUGGAAGAGGCAUCCAAGGCCAAAAAGGCCAAGAAGGGUUUCAUGACCCCGGACAGAAAGAAGAAACUCCGUCUGUUGUUAAGAAAAAAGGCCGCCGAAGAGUUGAAGAAAGAACAAGAACGCAAAGCCGCCGAACGGAGACGGAUCAUCGAAGAGCGGUGCGGACAACCGAAAAACAUCGACGACGCCGGCGAAGAUACGAUCAAACGGGUGAUCAAAGAGUAUUACGACAGGAUCACGAAAUUAGAAGAUCAAAAGUUCGACUUGGAAUACGUCGUGAAAAAGAAAGAUUUCGAGGUUAAGGAGCUUGCGGAAAUCUGCGAAGAACUAUGGAAACGGGUUUACACCAUAGAGGGCAUAAAAUUCGACUUGGAAAGAGAUAUCAGGAUGAAAGUGUUCGAGGCCGAAGGAGAAGACGGCGAAGGUACCGAAGACGAAAAGACCGAAGACGGUUUGACCACCGAAGGCGAAUCGGUCGCGGGCGAUCUGACGGACGCGACGGAAGACCCACAGAGCGACAACGAAAUACUCGAACCAGAACCAGUGGUUGAACCCGAACCCGAACCUCAACCACCGUCCCCGGCGCCAGAAGAACUUUGGGCAUACCUCAAGGACACCGUGUGCUCGAAUAACCCACUCAGUGUCGACGACCUAGUUGAUAAGCUCAUGACCGCCGUCACGGCCAUACCACAACCCCUACUGAACUCUGUGGUCAAAGACACUAUCAAAAAACAAAAAUCAAUUGACGAAG